Messenger RNA from Clunio marinus, 186 nucleotides. The record is from the annotation of a GenBank genome assembly. NCBI's taxonomy places the organism in Eukaryota, Metazoa, Arthropoda, Insecta, Diptera, Chironomidae.
AUGUUCCGCGAAAAACACGAGAGGAAAGCAAGGACGAUGAAAUGUGAUUCAUCUGAUGAUAGAAAAUCCACAAUAAAUGACCAGCAACACCAAAUAAUGCUACAAAUAAAACUAAAACAUCAACAAGAGACAAAGCACAAUGAAAAAAUCUCUUCCGAUGAAUUUUUCUCCCCGUUCUUAUUUUGA